GAUGCAAGUAUGGACAUAACAGCCUAUGAUGAUUACUCCAGUCCACCGCUUCAGAGAUAUUGAAAGGAAACCUGAAUACCUCCAGCCAGAAAAGUGUGUUCCACCUCCUAGCCACGCUUCCCUGGGAACAAUGUGGUUUAUUCGAGAUGGCUGUGGUAUUGCAUGUGCUGUCGUUACCUGGAUGCUGGUGUUCUAUGCCGACUUUGUAGUCCUUCUUGUCAUGCUAGUUCCAUCGAGAGAUUAUGUUUAUAGUGUCAUCAAUGGCACACUGUUCAACACCUUGGCUUUCCUCGCUUUGGCUUCACAUUUUCGUGCUAUGCUGACAGAUCCAGGUGCUGUACCCAAAGGUAAUGCCACAAAAGAGUUCAUCGAGAGUUUACAGCUAAAGCCAGGACAGGUGGUUUACAAGUGCCCAAAAUGUUGUAGCAUCAAACCUGACAGAGCACAUCACUGCAGUGUUUGCAAGAGGUGUAUUCGGAAAAUGGACCAUCACUGCCCGUGGGUCAACAACUGUGUAGGAGAGAAUAACCAGAAGUACUUUGUACUGUUUACAAUGUAUAUAGCACUGAUUUCCUUGCAUGCUCUAAUCAUGGUGGGAUUUCACUUCUUGUAUUGCUUUGAAGAAGACUGGACAAAAUGCAGUUCCUUCUCUCCGCCAACCACAGUGAUUCUUCUCAUCCUCUUGUGUUUCGAGGCUCUCUUAUUUCUCAUCUUCACCUCGGUUAUGUUUGGGACCCAAGUACACUCCAUCUGCACUGAUGAAACGGGAAUAGAACAGUUGAAAAAGGAAGAGAGAAGAUGGGCUAAAAAAACAAAAUGGAUGAACAUGAAAGCAGUAUUUGGCCAUCCGUUCUCUAUAGCAUGGCUUAGCCCAUUCGCAACACCAGACCAAGGAAAAGCAGACCCGUACCAGUAUGUGGUCUGAGGAAUUCCUGACCAGCAUUUCCACUAAAAUAGAAAUACAUUACAGCACUACUGUUAUAAUUUUUCCAUGAAUGUUUAAAACAAAAAGCAAAACAAACUUUUUUAUCUCUAUCAAAUGGCUGAUAAUUGCAGAGAAAAAAAAGCCCUGUAUUCCACAAUUUUAGAUAAUUCUAUAUCUCUGGCUGAAACUGCUGCUGCUUUUCUUAUUUUUUUUUUCCCCUUCCCUUUCCUGUUUUGGGUUUUGGUUUUUUUUUUUUAAUCUUGUUAACUUUACUGGCCUUUGUUUCUCUCUGCUUUCUGUAUGGCGUAACUAAUGUGAAGGGGAUCUUCUUUCUCUGUGGUGACCCACCUCUUCAGAGUAGAUCCUCAUGCUAUCUCCUGACUGUGAUGAGCUCUGUGGAAGACAUAUGAGUGCCAACAGCCCCACACAGACACCUCUGGACUUCCUGAGGGAGCACGUUGCUCUGUCCUAAGUGAACUCGAACGGGGAAGCAGACACCUCGCUUACCGAAAGGUGCAAGACAGGAACGCAGCACAGCAAGAGAGCCAGUUGACCUGGUGAUCGCACACAGUUAAAAGUACUUAAACGUGGCCAACAGCAAUUCCCACUCCACCCUCCUUUU
Eurypyga helias (sunbittern) is the source of this 1547-nucleotide messenger RNA. It is a transcript of the gene ZDHHC3, whose product is annotated as zinc finger, DHHC-type containing 3. The transcript has 6 exons. The coding region runs from base 26 to 925 and encodes 299 amino acids. The record is from RefSeq and is a predicted model, not a curated record. Gene Ontology annotation, cellular component: endoplasmic reticulum; Golgi apparatus. Gene Ontology annotation, biological process: protein targeting to membrane; peptidyl-L-cysteine S-palmitoylation. Lineage: Eukaryota; Metazoa; Chordata; Aves; Eurypygiformes; Eurypygidae. Gene Ontology annotation, molecular function: protein-cysteine S-palmitoyltransferase activity.